CCAUCCCGAUUUGGCGUUUAGUGGCUGUAAACGGCGGAGGGAGUGUCUCCCCGUCCCUGUCGCCUGGGCUCGGUCUCAUCCAGUCUUAGGGAAGCGAAGCAGCCGGAGGCCACCAACUUUUUUCUGCUUCAAUAGUUCACCCCCACCCAUCCAUUCCGUCCGUUCUUCCCUCCCAAAGUUAGUAAUGAGGGCUGCCUGGGACAAGCUGAAGAUGGGAUUUUCCUCCACCGGGCAUGCCCAGCUGCUGUUCUUGCUGAGUUGUUGCCCGACGGCUUGCCGCCCUUACAAUCUAGAUACUCAGAGCCCCCUGGUCUUCAAAGGGCUCAAUGGGACGUUGUUCGGCUAUUCGGUGCUGCUGCACAGCUUUGGCACCAGCCGGUGGCUUAUAGCUGGAGCCCCUAAAGCCAACUGGCCCAGUAAUAGCUCGGUGGUGAAUCCAGGGGCAAUAUUCAGAUGCCAAAUUGGAAAUAAUCCUAAAAGAGAUUGUGAGAUUCUCCAAGUGGGUGAUCCAAAAGGGGAACGGUGUGGAAAAACCUGUGCCGAAGAAAGAGACAAUCAGUGGUUGGGGGUGAGCCUAGCAAGGCAGCCAGGAGAAAAUGGAUCUGUUGUUGUCUGUGGACAUAGAUGGAAAAAUAUAUACUAUAUUUCAGAGCACAAACUUCCACAUGGCAUUUGUUACGAGAUACCUCCCAAUUUUCGAACAUUGUUAAGUCAAAGAAUAUGUCCUUGCUACAAGGAUUUUUGGAGAAAAUAUGGAGAUAAAUAUGGGUCUUGUCAAGCUGGGAUAUCAACAUUUUACACUGAGGAUUUAAUUAUCAUGGGAGCCCCAGGAUCAGAUUAUUGGGCUGGUUCCAUCUUUGUAUACAAUAAAACAGCAAACAUAUUUAUUUCAUAUCUGGAUGUGAGUCAUCAAAUAAAGUAUGGAAGUUAUUUAGGUUAUUCUGUUGGAGCAGGUCACUUCCUUUCUGCAAGUAGCUCAGAAGUAAUUGGAGGUGCUCCCCAGCAGGACCAGACUGGUAAAGUUUACAUUUUUAAAAUUGAACCCAAACAACUAUCAAUUUUAAGCGAAUUGAGGGGUAAAAAGUUUGGUUCUUACUUCGGAGCUACUAUUUGUGCGGCGGAUCUUAAUGGGGAUGGCCUUUCAGAUUUAUUAGUUGGAGCGCCCAUGGAGAGUAAAGUCAGAGAAGAAGGAAGGGUUUAUGUUUACCUCAACACAGGUUCUGGAGCAAAGAUGAUGGAGCUGCUGACAGCAUUAGCUGGAAGUGAUUUGUAUGCAGCAAGGUUUGGCGAUUCCAUUGCCAGUUUAGGAGACAUUGAUAAUGAUGGCUUUGAAGAUAUAGCUAUUGGGGCUCCACAAGAAAAUGAUUUAGAAGGCUCAGUUUACAUAUACAAUGGCAGAGAAGAUGGAAUAUCACCAACAUUUUCACAAAGAAUUCAAGGACAUCAAAUCAGCAACAGUUUACGCAUGUUUGGUCAAUCCAUAUCUGGGAAAAUUGAUGUAGACAGCAAUGGGUAUUCAGAUGUAGCAGUUGGUGCUUUUUUGUCAGAUUCUGCUGUAUUACUGAGGACAAGAGCAGUAAUUAUCGUGGAAGCAUCCUUAAAGCACCCCAACUCUGUAAACCGCACCAUAUUGGACUGUGUGAGAAAUGGACAACCAGCUGUGUGUGUUAAUCUAAUGCUUUGUUUUAACUAUACUAGCCAAACCAUCCCAGGUUACAUAGUAUUGCUUUAUAAUCUAAGCCUGGAUAUUAAUAGAAGGCCAGAUACUGCAGCAAGAUUUUAUUUUUCCUCUAAUGGAACCUCUGAGGCCACCUCUGGAAGUGUCCGGAUCUAUAGCAACAACAAUUUUAUAUGCAGAACCCAUCAGGCAUUCAUGAGGAAAGAUGUAAGGGAUAUUCAAACUCCUAUACGGGUUGAGGCUACCUAUCACCUGGGACACCACGUUUUGAAGAAGAGAAAUGCGGACGAACUCCAUUCACUUCAGCCAGUACUUCAGCAACGGAAAGAAGAUAAUAUUGUGCACAGCAAGUUUGUUUUUGCAAGAUUUUGUACUCAAGAAAAUUGUUCUGCAAACCUUCAAGUUUCUGGAAAACUUACAUUUCCAAAGCCUUAUGAAAAGAAGCCUUACCUUUCAGUGGGAAAUGUGAAACAGUUGACAUUGAGUAUCACCUUGUACAAUGCUGGUGAUGAUGCUUAUCAGACCAGCCUUCAUAUCCAGCUGCCUAAAGGUCUCUAUUUCACUAAACUUGUAGCACAGGAAGAAACACAGAUACAUUUUCAAAUAUCAGAAAAGGAAAGUCAUGGAGUGACAAUUAACUGUAAUAUUGGAUAUAUGUAUGUUGAUCAUCUUUCAAAGGUGGACAUUAGCUUUGUGUUGGAUUCAAGUUCACUCAGCAGAGCAGAAGAUGACUUACACAUCAGCAUUAAUGCAACUUGUGAAAACGAAUUAGACCAUGAUCUGCUGUCCGAUAACAGUGUAGUGUUAGCUUUGGCUCAGAAACAUGAAGUUGAACUGAACAUUCAUGGGUCUGUGUCUCCAGCAUCAUUUAUUUAUGGACCCACCGAAGAAAAAUUACCAGUUUCUUGCAUGAAGGAGACAAUCAACAUCACUUUCUAUGUCAGUAAUCCUGGAGUGAGUCUGGCUCCCGAUGUAAAUCUGCUGAUACAGAUACCCAAUUCUUUUCUACCAAGAGAUGACAGACUGUUUAAUAUACUGGAUGUCAAGACCACUGAUGGACAAUGUACCUAUGAAAGUCAUAGGAGAGACUGUAUUUUACCAGAAGAACAGGGAAAUAUGGUGCAAGAUCUUAUUAUAUUCCUCACAAAACUUGACAAUAGACCACUGUUUUGUAUGAAGAAUGAUCCACUAUGUUGGCAAAUAUUUUGCAAAUUUGGAGACAUGGAGAGUGGAAAGGAAUCAACUGUUCAUGUUCAUCUUGAAGCAACACCUUCACUAUUAAGCAUAGAUGAAGCUUCAGUGCUUACCUUUCAAAUAAAAGGAGAAGUUUCAGCAAAUCAAAAUCCCAGAGUUAUUGAACUCCACAAAAAUAAGCAAACCACUUAUGUCAUUUUGGAGGGACGUCAUAACCAAAAGACAAAACAUAGUGUCAGUGUGCUGCUUAUUUCAAUAGGUUCCCUAUUUGGAAUUGCUUUGCUUUUGCUUCUUAUAUUAGUUUUAUGGAAGGUGGGAUUCUUCAAAAGAAAAUACAAACAUUUUCCUGAAGAAAAAAAUGGAAGUGAAAGUUUGGAGUUUUUUAAACAUAUUAACAAUGAUACCUCAGAGUAGCAAGUUUGGUAGAAGUUAAGAAUUCUCUGCUACAAGAACCAUUAAAUCUUAAGGUUCCAUAUCAUAUGUGAAAGGAAUAGUCAUCAAAAUGGGCUUCCGAAAGCACAAAUCAUAGAAAACUCUGAAGGAUAAAGAUAUUCAAGACUUCUAAUCAAAAGGAAGGAAAAACUCAAAAUGCAAGAACAAGGAAACACUAGGAAUUGCUCCUUGGUUUUUAAAAAAGUACUUGAGAAGGAGCAUUGUACUAAUCAUACUUGAAUCGCGAAUGUAUAACCUCGCUUCCCAAGACAUUCCAAUGUACAGGAGGAUGCUACAUUAGCCAGUUUUAGUCUCCACACAAUGUAGAGCCGUGUUCUCCCCUUCUAGUUCCUAAAAUGAAACCAGUGACAUCAUUUUUUUAGAUUUGCAAAUUUAGUGGAUGCUGACAAUUUUUAUUCUACUGUCUCCAUCUUGCUCUGGAAAUACUGGGAACCUCCAGGUAAGAACUAUGCUUAUAUGUAGGACCUCUUCAAUGAAAGAAGGGAGCCAUUUUUUUUUAUUUUUUUUUACGGAAGGGGAACAACAUGCAAUCUUGGAUAUCCCCUCCAUUGUAUCUGUUCAGACUUACCAUGCAACUUACAAACCUGGAAUAUUGGCAUUCUCUAUCAGUAGGGACCCUGCUGAUAGAGGGUCUUACUGGCAGAGAAUGAGGGGUCAGUGGUGAGCAAGAAACUAACCUGGUUUGUGAGCUCUUCUUCUGUGUAUUGAACUGAAAAACCAAAUGACAGAAUAGAGCUUUUGGAUCAAGGUCUAUAUGAGAUUUUUCUUGUGCGACUCUCAGCCAUGUUUUGAGGGUUCUACCUGGCUGAGUUGGAGAAGUCCUCCCAUUGUGUAAAAUCAGGGAAAUGGCAGUUACCACUCUUCCUCUUAUGCAAUCAUUUUAUUUAUUUUUGUAUUUUAAAGAAAUAAAGAGAGACAAUCUUUUCCUAAUUUUUACAUAAAUGUAUUUUUUGUACACCUUAUACUGGUUAAGAAUGUUUAGCAUAAGACUUGAGAUGGUGAAGUAGUGCACUUUAACCCCAAGGUGAUGAUUUGAACAAAACAGUCUAUGACAUCAGUUGUACCUCGAAAGCAUUAAAGACUUAAAAGAUUUAAAAGAACAAUCUGUUCUAUCACUGUAUAACCCUACACUGUAAAAAUGAAUGAUCACCAACAUUGAACUAAUAAAGUAUUAAAUAAAAUGGAA
Molecule: messenger RNA, 4511 nt
Organism: Crotalus tigris (Tiger rattlesnake)
Lineage: Eukaryota; Metazoa; Chordata; Lepidosauria; Squamata; Viperidae
Gene: ITGA4
Product: integrin subunit alpha 4
Exons: 28
Coding region: 185-3286 (1033 amino acids)
Biological process (GO): cell adhesion mediated by integrin; cell-cell adhesion; integrin-mediated signaling pathway
Cellular component (GO): external side of plasma membrane; integrin complex
Molecular function (GO): integrin binding
Source: RefSeq, a predicted model, not a curated record